AUGACUGAUACGACUCGUGUUAUCACGCGGUGUAACGAACCUAUCGGAGUGGAUAACUUUCACGAUAGCCUCGAGGGACUGUGCUCGUCUACCCAUGAAUGUGGGUAUACGGAUUCUAAUGCUUACAUCUACAAUCCCAAAAUGCUACCGACUCAGCAGCGUUCUCAGCUUGAGAGUAAUCUCCGGCAAGUCAUUGAGGCAAUUCAAGGGUCUCAAGCGAGGCCAGUUACGGAUUCGCCGAAGGAGUCCAAGGUCAUCUACCUUUGGCUACAAACGUAG
This is a messenger RNA of Fusarium poae, 279 nucleotides long. RefSeq lists its product as uncharacterized. The coding region runs from base 1 to 279 and encodes 92 amino acids. The record is from RefSeq and is a predicted model, not a curated record. The transcript has 2 exons. NCBI's taxonomy places the organism in Eukaryota, Fungi, Ascomycota, Sordariomycetes, Hypocreales, Nectriaceae.